GGCUCACGCACGUCGGUCUGUCGGCUUACGUUAGCUGCAAUCAACUGUAAUUUUGUAGACUUUUUAGGUAGUUAUAAUAGACUGCACACGUGACGGGUGCAAGAAAACAGCCGGUCACUUUGAACUCAUUCGGUUCCUAAAAACACAAGUUUUCGUGGAUAUAGAGACAUUUAGCGAUUGAUAUGGCUCCAGCUGCUAUAGCAGUGAAACCUAAGCCUGAUGAAGAGCCUAUCGGCAUCAGAGCCGUGCUUCUAGGUCCUCCAGGGUCCGGCAAAGGUACUCAGGCUCCACGUCUCAAAGAGAAAUAUAAUGUAUGCCAUCUCUCAACGGGUGAUAUGCUGCGUGCUGAAGUAGUAUCUGGGUCAGAGUUGGGCCGCAGCCUGAAGAAGACCUUAGAUGCUGGCAAGCUGGUUUCUGAUGAUAUGGUUGUAGGCCUCAUUGAUAAGAAUUUGGACGAGCCUCAGUGUAAGAACGGUUUCCUUCUGGAUGGAUUCCCUAGGACUGUGGGUCAGGCCCAGAAGUUGGACGAUUUGCUAGCCAAGAAAAAAACACAGUUAGAUGCAGUGGUUGAAUUUGCGAUUGCGGAAAGUUUAUUGAUCCGAAGAAUCACCGGGCGAUUGAUUCACCCAUCCAGUGGUCGCAGUUACCAUGAAGAAUUUCACCCACCGAAGAAAACUAUGACUGAUGAUGAGACUGGAGAAGCCUUGAUUCGAAGGUCUGAUGACAAUGUCGAUGCUUUAAAAACGCGCCUUGCCACAUACCAUGCACAGACGGCCCCUUUGGUUGAUUACUACAUGAGGAGAGGUCUUCACUAUCGAGUAGACGCUGCCAAAUCUUCAGAUUACGUAUUCAACAAGAUCGAUGAAAUCUUUAAGAGUCGGAUUUUCAGUCGGUCUAAAGCAGGACUGUAAUAUAUGUUUAUAUGUAAUAUAUAUCAAUCCUAAACUAUAGGCAAAAAUGUUGUACAAAUCUUAUGGUUUUUGAAAUCGAAUUCUUGUGAUGUUUCAAUGACUGUUGUUUGUUUUUGUAAGAGCUCUCUGUGCUCCUCUUUAGAGUAUAUUUUUCUUGGAUAAAUACAGUGGAUG
Hyposmocoma kahamanoa is the source of this 1085-nucleotide messenger RNA. It is a transcript of the gene Ak2, whose product is annotated as adenylate kinase. The record is from RefSeq and is a predicted model, not a curated record. Gene Ontology annotation, biological process: ADP biosynthetic process. NCBI's taxonomy places the organism in Eukaryota, Metazoa, Arthropoda, Insecta, Lepidoptera, Cosmopterigidae. The transcript has 3 exons. Gene Ontology annotation, cellular component: cytoplasm; mitochondrion. Bases 183 to 911 code for a protein of 242 amino acids. Gene Ontology annotation, molecular function: ATP binding; AMP kinase activity.